Enhydra lutris kenyoni (northern sea otter) is the source of this 1464-nucleotide messenger RNA. RefSeq names its product transmembrane protein 255B. NCBI's taxonomy places the organism in Eukaryota, Metazoa, Chordata, Mammalia, Carnivora, Mustelidae. The transcript has 15 exons. The record is from RefSeq and is a predicted model, not a curated record. The coding region runs from base 1 to 1464 and encodes 487 amino acids.
AUGGCGCUGGGUCUGCCUCCCCGGCACAGCGUCCGGAUGGUGGCCUGCCUCGCAGGCGUCACCUUCACAGGGAGACCCACGUGGUGGGGCCGAGCCGUGUGCCCGUGCCAGCGGCGGGCACAGCGUCAGCCCCUGGAGAGUGGUGGCCUUCAUCACAAAUGCUGCAUCCACAAGUCGGGGUCGGGGAUCAAGCCGCGGGUUUUACUCAGUGCCAGCCUGACUGGGGUGAAGCAUAGACAGCCUCCACGCACUGGGCACCGGGACGGCGGGCCCUACCCCGGGACGCAGCCGCCAGUGCCUGGGCCGCUGGCCCUGCUGGACACGACAGAAGGGUUUGUGAGGAGAAAGAAGGCCUCCCUUCGGUUUGUGGGGUCUCUGCUCGUGGUGUCUGCUGCCAUUCUGACCGUCGGCCUCGCCGCCACCACCAGGACAGAGAACGUGACCGUGGGGGGCUACUACCCAGGGAUCAUCCUCGGCUUUGGAGCUUUCCUAGGAAUUAUUGGCCUCAACCUAGUGGAGAAUAGAAGGCAAAUGCUGGUCGCGGCCAUCGUGUUCGUCAGCUUCGGCGUGGUGGCAGCCUUCUGUUGCGCCAUCGUGGACGGCGUGUUCGUGGCCCGGCACAUAGAGCCCAGGCCCCUCACUGCGGGAAGAUGCGAGUUCUUUGCCAGCGAGGCGGGGUACAUGCGUGAUGCCUACCAGACGGAGGUCACCUGUCACUCCUCGAGUGGCUCGUGCCCCCUGAAGGUGAAGAGUGGCUCGUGCUACUGCUGUGAGCUCUACAGGUGCCAGAGCACAGAGCACCCUCCCAUCUACUACGAGUUCGUGGGCGUGCGCUCCUGCCCGGACGUGCUGCACCUGUACCAGCUGCUCUGGGCCUCCUCGGUGCUGAACGUGCUGGGUGCGCUCCUGGGUGUCCUCACGGCAGCUGUCCUGGGGGCCUUCAAGGACAUGGUCCCCCUAUCCCAGCUGGCUUACGGCCCGUCUGCUCCACCUCAGACCCUCUACAACCCUGCCCAGCAGAUCCUGGCCUACGCGGGCUUCUGCCGGGCUCCUGCGGCCCUCCCCACCUGCUCGUCCUACCCUCUGCCUCUCCAGGACACGCAGGAGGGGCUCAGCGUCCUGACGGGCGCGAACGGACGGAAGCAGAAGUCCGGCUGCAGCCCAAGAGUGAGCGUGUCCCAUGUCCUUUCCCUGCGGGGCCACCUGUGGGAGCAGCGCUGUCCCGGGGACAGCCUGGUCACCAGAGGAGCUCACGUGCCGCAGGUGUGCGGAGUGGGCGCCGCUCUGGCCCUGCUGCUGCUGAUCGAGGAGUCUGGGUCAACGCUGCGGCCGCUUCCCCGCCUCGACUCCCAGGGACCCCCUGUGUCCGAGGACGUGCCGCCUCCCGAUGCCCCACCGCUCCGUGCCAGCCCACUUCCUCCAGGGGUGAAGCCUCCGCCUCCGCUCCCUGACACAUGGGGGUAG